UUGCAGCAAAAUUUAUGGAAAAUUAAAAAACAAAACGGAAACACGGAUAGCUGUUUCAAGUGUCGAAACCCCAAAAAUCUUGGAGAGAUAAAUUAUUCUUAUUAUUAUUGCCGUAGCUGCUGCUCACAUUUAUGCCUGCCAUAUGCUUGUUUAUUUGUUUGUCUGCUCGUUGGGGAUUGCAUACUUUCAUUUUUUUUAUCGGCCACGCGGGGUCAACAACUGUGAAGGAGGAGAGCCUGCCAACAAGAGCUAAUUCUUCAGAAUUUUCGCGUUCUGAUGCACUUUUCCUUGUUGUCGUUGCACAUACUUUGCAUACAAUCGAGUUUCGACUUUUCUCGCCUCAAAUAUUUAUUUGCUCAGACAUUCGCAGUUUUCCAGAUUUUCGGUUUCGAUUCUGGUUGCUCUCUGCAGCCGAAAAUUUAUGGGACGACGAAUGCCAGAUUAUCUGAUGGGCGCCAAUGUAAAUGUGCCAUACGCGGCAGUUGGCUUCGAUUUACAUAUCGUUAAUAUUGCUUUUAAAAUCGAUGGAAUAUUGGAAUAUUUUUCUCGCAGCUACUUGGCAACAAACAAAGCACAAGCAAAUAACUCAGGGUCCGUAAUCGUAGAAAGGCGAAUUAUAUAUCAGAAUAUUUUCAGAUAGGUAAAUAAAUAUGUCUUAAAUUUGAAAAGGAUAGGUCUUUGUCGGAAAAGUAAAAUUUCUGGUUAGUCAUCCUACAAGAAUAUCAUAUAUACACAUAUUUUGGAGUGGAUUUAUUUUAGGGUACGCUUAAUUAUUGGGAAAAAUUACAUUAAUAUUUUCAGAAUUCUGGAUAUCACAAGGAAAAUUGAUGUCGUUAUAAAAACAACUUAAUAAGUAAAAUGCGUUUCCAUUUAAUAAAUUUCCAUUAAUUGCGCGUUUUACCAUGGUCCAAAUUGGGACAAGAAUGGAUUUUUAUUAAAUUCCCUUAAUUGUGUUGACAAUUUUUGUUGUACAUAUUACCACGCCAGCCUUUUCAGCUAUAAUUCAAGAACAUAAAAGUUUCCAAUUUCGUGCGGCUUAUCCAAAUAAUUCUUUAUUUAGUUUAUUAUUGCACGACCUUGCGUGCCCUUGAUUAAUGCUCGUGUCCCGCCCAAGUACUUUGAUCUGUUGAGCAUAAAGUGCUUUAUAUCUGCAGAUCUUUCCAUUUUCUAACUAUAUGUAGUCCCUCAAUACAAGUACAAUCAUUUUUCGAUGCCAUAACCAUCCGGUUCAUUUAUUUCUGUUGGCGCUUUUUCUACCUUUUUUCUGAGUAUUCCAAUGGCUUCCGUCCAGCAUGGGAUGUGGGCACGGGGAAUUGUUUAUAUCAGCGCAAUCAAAAUACAAAAAAUUCAACUAUUUUCCGACAAACAUUUGCACUGUUUAAGCAUAGAGAAUUCUUCUGUGUAUUUUCCAAGCCAAACCUGUACAGUUUAUAUAGUAUACUACAUAAUAUUAUACAUGUUUUUUUCUGGUCCCAGUUCAAUUUUAUCGAUUUUGAACGAUUUAUUGGUGAAAGAUUUUUGAAGCAACAUUUCUAGAAUGAGCGAUAUCGAGGCUAAAAUAGAGGUUUUGCAAAUUUUAAUGUGCGGUGACUUCAUCUCCAGAUGAGAUAUACCAAAUAGACUACCAACUUUAAAAUUUAUGAACCGAGUAAGGGUAUCAUUCAGUUGCGGCACUAGUUCUUUGCGUUGCUUUUUGCUUUUUUAUAGGGUAUUUAUUGGUUCCAUCUGGUCGUAAUUUUGUAUACAUUGGCUGUCACAUUUCCCUGUUUUUGUUCGCAUUGAAAAUUGAAAAGCAGAAUGAAGAGAAUAUAAAAAACGCCCCCAAAUAUGAAGCGUGUUCAAUGGGUGAAAUUCUUUGACACUGUUAAAACUAGUCUGAAACUCACUUAGUUCGCGUCAUGUGGUUGCAUUGCUUGAUCGGGAUAUUAUUCUGGCUCCAACCGGGAAAAGCUACCAAAUGGUAUGGCGGAGGCUUGGACUUCGGCCAUCCCUCUGCCUGGAUAGACGACCACCUGCCUUGUGCCCAGGAUGUAAUUGUUUUUCCGGAUUAUUAUCAAGCACUACUGCCUUUGCCCGAAGAUAUAUCUAUUGAUGGUUUUGUUUUCCCCAGAGAGGGGGCGAUUCUUUUGUCAGAGGAAUCUACCAUUACCUUUGGUGCCAAGAAGAAAUCGGUCUGUGAAAAUGAGGAUAAGAAAGCUUAUUUAAAGCCACCUAAAUCAAGGAAAUGGUUCGAUCCGGGCACCUGGACUGAUAAAUCUGAGAAUGUUUUAUCCACAUCACUACCAGAGCUUGAAAGGAUUCCCUGCGACGAUGAGCAGGUUAUAAUCAACGGCCACGGGCCAUUGGCCUUUGAUCUCGAAAAUGUGCAGCACCUGAGGAUGGGACAACUUAUCCUGGCUGGUUCUUCUAUUUCCAAUACCUAUUUGGAAGAACUUAUCAGCAGAGAUUUAGGACAAGUUCUCUUUCACAAUGCUCAGGAAGUCCAGGUGGAAUAUUACAGAGGAGAACUGUGUGGAUGCCACAAGGAGUCGGAUAAGUUGCUGGAACCCGUUUGUCAUAAUGUUCUGGAGCAGUGCGAGACUCCCCACUGUUUAUCCCCUAUUCGGCCCUUAGGUUCCUGUUGCUUCAUUUGCGGAGCAUUCUUAUCCACACCCACGACACACUGCAUUGAGAGCAGUAAAAGGGACAUUAUAAAUAAAUUAAAUGACCUCAUCAACCAGAAAAAUAUGAAGGACCAGAUACAGCUCCAUGUUGAUUUUGUGGACGUCCAGCUUGGACAUUUUAUUCAGGCUAUAGUGACCGAUCGGGUGGCAUAUAAGGAACAGAGCUUAGAAUUCUUUGAACAAGUUUUCGAUCAUUGGAAUAUAACGGGCUCUAAGUUUUGGGUUUCUGGGCCACCCCAUAAUCCGAAUGUGAGCAUCUCCUCGGUUAUUCUGAUUCUGAUCUGUAUGGCCCUCGUGGGAUUGGUUUCAGUGGUCAUUCUGUCUCACUUUCUGCCGGAAAACCCCUACCUAAAUCGAAUACCCCAGUGGAUUCAGGAUCCGAGACGCUGGAGGUGGAGUAACUUAGGGGUGAGAAUACGGCGAAAUUUGCUCUUUAAUCGUUUUGAUAACGUCGGAGCAGGAGGUGGAUCUAGUGACGGAGGCGCUUUCGGUGUGGAUCGUCUGGGAAUAAUGGCUUACGAUCCCGAAAGUGGGGAAGUAAGAGAACGAGCCUUCGACAAUCCCAUGUUCGAGCAGGGGGCAGCCAUUGAAGUGGCAGCCAAAGAAGCUCAGGCACAGGAAGAACUCUUGGUUGCCCCAAAAAUGGAGACGGGAGAUCUGGACGCCAGCAAUGUGAUUGAUGAACAGGAACUGACUGAAAUCAACUUGGAGGCCUGUGGACCCGAAACCGACGAGGAGACAAUUUAGAAGGAUUCUUCUCAACAAAACUAAAAAAAAAUUUUGUAAGAAAAUGUUUAAUGAAACAUAUUUAAGCUCAUAUCUCCUACAAUUAUUGAUUUCAACUAACUGAACAACGAAUAGAAUAUUUGGAGGCGGAUACCAUGAUAAUUUAAGACUCAAAUAAAUUACUAACACACAAUUGAUAAA
This is a messenger RNA of Drosophila eugracilis, 3590 nucleotides long. It is a transcript of the gene Amnionless, whose product is annotated as protein amnionless. Gene Ontology annotation, biological process: intracellular protein localization; receptor-mediated endocytosis. The record is from RefSeq and is a predicted model, not a curated record. Bases 1899 to 3410 code for a protein of 503 amino acids. Gene Ontology annotation, cellular component: endocytic vesicle; apical plasma membrane. NCBI's taxonomy places the organism in Eukaryota, Metazoa, Arthropoda, Insecta, Diptera, Drosophilidae. The transcript has a single exon.